AUGGCUUCGGAAAGGGAUCACGUCCCGAAGGGCGGCUUCGCCUUGAUAUUCCAGAACCCCUAUCUUCUAGGUGUGGCGUCGUUCUCGACGCUCGGCGGCCUCCUCUUCGGCUAUGAUCAGGGCGUCGUGUCCGGCGUCAUCACCAUGGAAUCCUUCGCCGCGCGCUUCCCUCGCGUGUACACCGACAGCAGCUUCAAGGGCUGGUUCGUGUCGACGCUGCUUCUCGCCGCGUGGUUCGGCUCCCUCGUCUACGGCCCUGUCGUCGAUCGACUCGGCCGCAAACGCUCCAUCAACGUCGCUGUCGUCAUCUUCGUCGUGGGCUCCGCCCUCCAAUGCGCCGCCGUCUCCCUCCCCAUGCUCUUCGUCGCUACGCCAGGCCGCGCCAUCGCCGGCCUCGCCGUCGGCCAGCUCACCAUGGUCGUGCCGCUCUACAUCUCCGAAGUCUCCAUCCCGGACAUCCGCGGCGGGCUCGUCGUGCUCCAGCAGCUCUCCAUCACAAUCGGCAUCCUGAUCAGCUACUGGAUCGACUACGGCGCAAACUACAUCGGCGGCCCCCGCUGCGCCCCGCAAACCCCCUACACCGGCGGCGACCCCGCCGCCCCCUCCUUCGACCCCUACCACGACGUGCCCCCCGGCGGCUGCACCGCCCAGUCCGAGGCCUCCUGGCGCCUCCCGCUGGCCAUCCAGAUCGUCCCCGCCGUCGUGCUCGGCGCGGGCAUGCUGUUCUUCCCGGAUACGCCGCGCUGGCUGCUCAUGCGCGGGCGGCCGGGUGAGGCGCGACAGGCGCUGGCGCGGUUGCGGCGAUGCCAGCUAGACAGCCCCGGUCUUGUGCGGGAGUUUUUGGAGAUCAAGGCCGCGGUGGUGCUGGAGGAGGGGUUUGCGAAAGAGAGGUUUCCCGGGUUGGUGGGGGUGCGGUUGGAUGUUGCGCAGUAUGUGUCGCUUGUGACGACGUGGGCGCGUUUCAGGCGUCUUGCGAUCGGCUGCGCGGUUAUGUUCUUCCAGCAGUUUAUGGGGUGUAAUGCGAUGAUCUACUACGCGCCUACGAUCUUCAGCCAGCUCGGUCUGGACGGGAAUACGACCUCCCUCCUGGCCACCGGCGUCUACGGCAUCGUCAACUGUCUCAGCACGCUGCCGGCACUGUUCCUCAUCGACAAGGUCGGCCGGCGCCCGCUGCUCAUGUCCGGCGCCGUUGGGACCUGUGUUUCUCUGGUCAUUGUGGGCGCCAUCAUUGGCGCGUUCGGGUCGGAUCUGGUCAACCACCAGUCCGCCGGGUGGGCGGGCAUCGCCUUUAUCUACAUCUACGAUAUUAACUUUUCGUAUUCCUUCGCUCCCAUCGGCUGGGUCCUCCCGUCGGAGAUCUUCAAUCUGUCCAUCCGCUCCAAGGCCAUCUCCAUCACCACGUCGGCGACGUGGUGGUGCAAUUUUUGUAGUGUCAUCGGUCUGAUCACCCCCGAUAUGCUCGACUCCAUCACCUGGGGAACGUAUAUCUUCUUCGCCGCCUUCUGUCUCCUGGCGCUGGCGUUUACUUUCUUCUGUAUCCCGGAGACACGGGGAAAGACUCUGGAGGACAUGGACCUGAUCUUCGGCGACACCGCCGCGCACGAGGAGAAACAGCGCAUCGUGCAGAUCGAGGCCGAGCUCCGCCAGACGGCAUCCGGAGAUGCAGAUGAUCUGCCGAAACCCUCUGUCCGAGAGGAGGAGCACGUCUGA
This is a messenger RNA of Aspergillus terreus NIH2624, 1710 nucleotides long. Its product is annotated as sugar porter family MFS transporter. Gene Ontology annotation, molecular function: carbohydrate:proton symporter activity. The transcript has 11 exons. Lineage: Eukaryota; Fungi; Ascomycota; Eurotiomycetes; Eurotiales; Aspergillaceae. Gene Ontology annotation, cellular component: membrane. Gene Ontology annotation, biological process: carbohydrate transport; transmembrane transport. Bases 1 to 1710 code for a protein of 569 amino acids. The record is from RefSeq and is a predicted model, not a curated record.